This is a messenger RNA of Verruconis gallopava, 852 nucleotides long. RefSeq lists its product as uncharacterized. The transcript has 4 exons. Lineage: Eukaryota; Fungi; Ascomycota; Dothideomycetes; Venturiales; Sympoventuriaceae. Bases 1 to 852 code for a protein of 283 amino acids. The record is from RefSeq and is a predicted model, not a curated record.
AUGUCUACUAACGUCCCUUCACUAGCAAAGCAGAGCCUUCUGCUUGAAUUCGCCAGUUUGAAGCAUGCCUCUCCAGAGGGGCUAUAUGUAACCAUCACACCAGGUGAUCCUUCGUUAUGGUCCGGUGUUCUUUUCGUUCGCGAAGGACCGUACAAGGGUGCCGUACUUCGCUUUCAAAUUUCAUUCCCUAACCCCUUCCCCUCAUCACCACCCUUGAUAACAUUUGCGUCGGAUAUAUUUCAUCCGCUACUUACUCCGUUGACCACUUAUACAUACACAACAAGCACUUCCGACACAGAAACUGUCAGUGCUACCGACUUUGAACGAUUACCUCCCGGAGGGUUCAGUCUGCGACACGGGUUUCCACAAUGGUUUGGCCGCGAGCGGACUGUAUCACUGGAAUUGGCUAGAUCCCCAAAAUCUGACGGUUCGUCGUCUACAUUCGGCUCCUCAACUACGACGCGACCACUUCUUGACGUGACUAUGCACGACGUGCUAGAAUACAUGCGAAAGGCCUUCAGCAGCGAGGAAUUGCUUGACUCAAUUCCCUUGAGCGCUGCUGCUAAUCCGGGUGCGUAUCACGCUUACAGGGCGUUCAAGGGGCGUGAUCAACUCUCAAGUGCGACUCAGAGUCGCACUACCAGUCCCGAGCCUUCUACAAGUCGGGCAAGGAAACCUGGUGAAUGGAACUGGGAAGGCGUUUGGGAGGAGAGGGUGAAGCGCGGGGUGCAGAGUACGCUUAGUGAGGGUAUGUUGUACGGAAGCGCUGGCGCUGGGGACGAUGUGAUACGAUUCGCUGAAAUGCCGGACGAAGCUCUCCAGAAGAUCAAAGCGCGUAUAUUAAAGUCAUAA